This is a messenger RNA of Theobroma umbraticum, 1183 nucleotides long. RefSeq lists its product as uncharacterized. NCBI's taxonomy places the organism in Eukaryota, Viridiplantae, Streptophyta, Magnoliopsida, Malvales, Malvaceae. The record is from RefSeq and is a predicted model, not a curated record.
UUCCGGCAUGAAUCCAAUAACAAUUGGGUUGGGUUAUGAGCUCUUAGAAUGGAAAAAUGCUCGAAGGAUUUUUUUUGGUUUUCAAGACAAAAAUCCCAUCAGCAUGUAACUGUUUCUGAUAUUCUGUUCAUUGAUAAAUUUAUAGCAACAAAAACAAAUGUCAAGCAGUUCCAUGCUGUUUAGAGGGGGCAGAGGAAUCAGGUUACUAGCAUUUCAAUACUUCCCCACGUUAACAACUGCUUCUGCUUCUUCCAGUAUUAGAAUUGUUAGUUUUUCCUCGUACCCAUAUCCCACUUCGUACAAAAUCUUCAGCAGCAAUCACUGUACUUUCCAAAACAUCUUCACACUCUCUUUAACUUCACCGUCAGGUUGUGGGGUUGUUGGCUGUUCGAAGAUGGCAUCAGCAGCUGGAGGAGAAGAUGGUCAUUUCAAGUUGUCUGAAACUAGUGAACUUAUAAUCAAGAAAGGUGAUAUUACUCGGUGGUUUGUUGAUGGCGCCUCCGAUGCUAUCGUUAAUCCAGCAAACCAGAGAAUGCUUGGAGGUGGUGGCGCAGAUGGAGCCAUACACAGGGCUGCUGGCGCAGAACUUCGAGAAGCAUGCUAUAAGGUCCCAGAAGUUCAGCCUGGUGUCCGCUGUCCCACUGGAGAAGCAAGGAUUACGCUAGGUUUUAAACUGCCUGCAUCUCGUGUGAUUCACACUGUUGGACCUAUUUAUGAUACUGACAAGGACCCUAAAGCCUCCCUGAGCAGUGCAUACAAGAAUAGCUUGACUGUGGCUAAAGAGAACAACAUUAAAUACAUCGCAUUUCCUUCCAUAUCUUGUGGUGUAUAUGGAUAUCCCUUUGAGGAAGCAGCUACUGUUGCCAUAUCUACUGUCAAAGAAUACGCCAAUGAUAUUAAAGAGGUGCACUUUGUUCUGUUUGCAGAUGACAUCUAUAAUAUUUGGUUGAACAAGGCAAAGGAAUUGCUCCAGGCUUAGUGCAGUAUAGUGACUAGAAUUAAGUUCCUUGAUACUUGAGGGCGCACAAGUUUAUAUGUAUCUGAAUUAGCUUGCAGGCAUGUAUGCAACUAUGAAGAAAUUGCUUUCUUUCAGAUUAUGAGGGUCAAGAACUAUCGACGUAUCAAAGCCAUUUUGCAUAACUACAGGCAUAAUAUAAGUUGAUCCUGUUUUGGAGUGUUUGAA